CAGAGUAUGAGAAAGUAUUUUUGGAGACAAAAUUUUAACUUUUGUUGUUGGCAACAAAAAUGCGAAGCAAAUUUUAAAAAUAUAAAUCGAGUAUCUCUAUUCUAAAUGACAUAAGCUUUAUAACAUCGCUAUGCGCAUGUUCAACCGGAUAUCGACAUCAGGUUUUCAUUAACAAUGAAAAUCGAAGAUAUUUAAUUCCAAACGGCAAUAUCGCUUAUAUAUAUAUAUAUAUAUAUAUAUAUUCCUUUAAUUAACACACAUAACCACCAUCACUCAUUCCGAACAACUGUGAUUUAUGAGAAUAUCAAAUGGUUUUGGCAGAAAAGAAUUUUCUAAAAAUUCAGAUUCAUCAUAAAUAUUUAUCGUUUAAAGACUAAAGGAAGAUAUUAUUCCAAAUAGAAAUGCAUGAUGGAAUUUCUGUGAAAUACUUGUUGUGAGCUGAAAUUAUUAGCGAAAUUUUCUGUUUCACUGUCUGGAUUAUAUUAAAGAGUGAUUAGCAUUCAAAUGAAAUUUCGACGAUUUUACUAAACUAGUUUCUAUCAUUAUAUAUCAACAAAGAUCGAAGCUGAAAGAAAUUUCUUGGUAGAAAAUAAAAAUAAACUAAUUAAAGAACUGGUGAAAGAAGAAUAAUUAUGGAAAAUGAAUUAUGUGAGAAAUCAAUUAUAAUUAAAACAGAGUCUGAAAGUAUAGCAUUUCCGAAUGACAUACUAGAAGGAAUGGGUAAAACACCAAACCACUGUGAUAUCUGUGGUAAAUCGUUCACGCAAAGAAAAGCUUUAACUGUACACAAACGUAUUCAUACGGGGGAGAAGCCAUAUCACUGUGAUAUCUGUGGUAAAUCAUUCAUUUCAAGUAGUUACUUAACUAAACACAAACGUAUCCAUACGGGUGAAAAGUCUUAUCACUGUGAUAUCUGUGGUAAAUCAUUCUCUGCAAAAACUCAUUUAACUAGGCACAAAAUUACUCACACAGGAGAAAAGCCAUAUUACUGUGAAGUCUGUGGGAAAUCCUUCUCUCAAAGAAUUCAUUUGACUUUUCACAAAAGCAUACAUACAGGGAUAAAACCAUAUUGUUGUGAUUUCUGUAGUAAAUCAUUCUCUCGGAAAUAUGAUUUAUCUAAACACAAACGAAUUCAUACUGGAGAAAAACCAUUUCAUUGUGAUAUCUGUGGUAAAUCCUUCUCUGCAAGUAGUGACUUGAAUAAACACAAGCGUGUACAUACAGGUGAAAAGCCAUAUCACUGUAACAUCUGUGGUAAAUCAUUUUCUGGAAGUAGUGACUUAACUACCCACAUACGCAUUCAUACAGGUGAGAAGCCAUACCGAUGUGACAUCUGUGGUAAAUCAUUCACUCAUAAAAAUUCCUUAACAAUACACAAACAUAUACAUACAGGUGAUAAUUCAUAUCAGUGUGAUAUCUGUGGCAAAUCAUUCUCUAGAACAGGAACUUUAACUAUUCACAAACGUAUUCACACAGGUGAGAAGCCAUAUCACUGUACAAUUUGUCGUAAAUCAUUCACUUAUAGACAUGUCUUAAUCAAACAUAAACAUAUUCAUACAGGAGAGAAGCCAUAUGCAUGUGAUAUUUGUGCAAAAUCAUUCAGUGAUAGAAAUGUCUUAGCUAUACACAAAUGCAGUCAUACAGGUGAGAAGCCACAUCGCUGUGAUGUCUGUGGGAAAUCAUUUCUCCAUAGUCGUAACUUAACUACCCAUAUACGUACUCAUACAGGAGAGAAGCCAUAUUGCUGUGAUAUCUGUAAUAAAUCAUUUUCUUGUAGAAGCACCUUAACCAUACACAAACGCAUUCAUACCAGUGCGAAGACAUAUCCAUGCGAAAUCUGUGGUAAAUCAUUCUCUCGAAGCAGUUACUUAACUAAACAUAAGCAUAUUCAUUCAGGAGAAAAGCUAAUUUCACCUGAUGUUUGUGACAAAUCUUUCUCUCAUACAAAUGCUUUAACUAUACAAAAACAGAUUCUUACAGGAGAUAAGCCAUAUCAUUGUGAUAUCUGUAGUAAAUCAUUUUCUCGAAAUAGUCACUUGACCACUCACAAAUAUAUUCAUACAGGAGAAAAACCAUAUCACUGUGAUAUUUGUGGUAAAUCUUUCUCUCAUUCAAGUACUGUAACUGUACACAAACGAAUUCAUACAGGAGAAAAGCCAUAUCACUGUGAAAUCUGUGGUAAAUCAUUUUGUAAAAGUAGUGACUUAACUACUCAUAGAUAUAUUCAUACAGGAGAGAAGCCAUAUCACUGUGAUAUCUGUGGUAAAUCAUUCUCUCGAAGUGGUCACUUGAAUAUACACAAAUAUAUUCAUACAGGAGGACAGCCAUAUCACUGUGACAUCUGUGGUAAAUCAAUGUCUUCGAUUAGUAAAUUAACAGUACACAAACGCUUUCAUACUGGGGAGAAGCCAUUUCAGUGUGAUGUCUGUGGUAAAUCAUUCUCUAUUAGUAGUCACUUAACUGCUCACAAAUAUAUUCAUACAGGAGUAAAGCCAUAUCCCUGUAACAUCUGUGGUAAAUCAUUUGCUGUUAGAAGUAAGUUAAUUACUCACAAGCGUAUUCAUACAGGAGAAAAGCCAUACCACUGUGAUAUCUGUGGCAAAACAUUGUCUGAUCCAGGUAACUUAACUAGUCACAAACGUAUUCAUACAGGUGAGAAACCAUAUCUUUGUGACAUUUGUGGUAGACCAUUCUCUCACAGUGGUGAUUUAACUGCUCACAAACGCAUUCACACAGGUGAGAAGCCAUAUGACUGUGAUAUCUGUGGUAAAUCAUUUUCACGUAGAGAUGCAUUAACAGUGCACAUUCAUACUCAUACAGGUGAGAAGCCGUAUCACUGUGAUAUCUGUGGUAAAUCAUUCUCUCAGCGUCGUGAGUUAACUACUCACAUUCGGACUCAUACAGGAGAGAAGCCAUAUCACUGUGAGAUAUGUGGUAAAUCAUUCUCUCAAAGUAGUGAUUUAACUAGACACAAAUACAUUCAUACAGGAAAGAAGCCAUAUAGUUGUAAUAUCUGUGGUAAAACAUUCACAGUAUCAAAUAAGUUAACUAUACACAAACGCAGUCAUACAGCAUAGAAUCCAUAUUGCUCAUAUUUAUUGGACCUAACAUAUUUCCUGAGGGAAAACAGGAUAUAAUGAAUUUAUUGAACAUUAUGGGUAAAUAACUGAGAAAUUUAUUCUCAUAAUUUAGGGACAACAUCACUGUACAAUUACUACGUUAGAAAUACAAAUUGCAAAUGAUAAAAGAAAUUAUUUCAUCAUACCACAUAGGGCUAUAAGUAUGAUGUCUUAUACACUUUCUCUUUUAUACAUUCAUUCAUGUAUAUACUCCAGCAAAUUAAUGAAAAUAAUGAGUCUUCAACAAACAGGUUCUUUCAAAGAUAAUGUUUGACAUGUGUAGAA
This is a messenger RNA of Octopus sinensis (East Asian common octopus), 3404 nucleotides long. Its product is annotated as zinc finger protein 91-like. The transcript has 4 exons. The record is from RefSeq and is a predicted model, not a curated record. Lineage: Eukaryota; Metazoa; Mollusca; Cephalopoda; Octopoda; Octopodidae. Gene Ontology annotation, cellular component: nucleus. Gene Ontology annotation, biological process: regulation of transcription by RNA polymerase II. Bases 633 to 3077 code for a protein of 814 amino acids. Gene Ontology annotation, molecular function: RNA polymerase II cis-regulatory region sequence-specific DNA binding; DNA-binding transcription activator activity, RNA polymerase II-specific.